Messenger RNA from Boleophthalmus pectinirostris (great blue-spotted mudskipper), 2876 nucleotides. It is a transcript of the gene gusb, whose product is annotated as glucuronidase, beta. Gene Ontology annotation, molecular function: carbohydrate binding; beta-glucuronidase activity. Gene Ontology annotation, biological process: glucuronoside catabolic process; carbohydrate metabolic process. NCBI's taxonomy places the organism in Eukaryota, Metazoa, Chordata, Actinopteri, Gobiiformes, Gobiidae. The transcript has 12 exons. The record is from RefSeq and is a predicted model, not a curated record. Bases 52 to 1998 code for a protein of 648 amino acids.
GGGACCGCGGAAAUACAGAAGCGUCUGCGUGCGUCGGGCUGUAACUUCACCAUGGCGGCGCGCAGAUGGUCCGGCUGGCUCGGCGUUUGGUAUUUUUGCGCAUUGUUGGAUGUGGCUUGUCUGCAGGGGUCCGGGGGCAUGCUGUACCCCCGGGAGACCCCCUCCAGAGAGGUGAAACAGCUGACCGGAUUGUGGAGCUUCAGAGCGGAUAUGUCUCCCAGUAGGAACGAGGGCUUUGACAGGGCAUGGUACAAAAGUCCACUGGCAACUACUGGUCCUGUCCUUGAAAUGCCAGUUCCUGCCAGCUACAAUGACAUAACCCAGGAUGCCAAGCUGAGAGACUUCAUAGGGUGGGUGUGGUACGAGCGAGAGGUGGUGGUGCCCUCCCGCUGGGUCCAAGAUGAAGGAACACGAGUGGUGCUCCGUGUUGGAAGUGCUCAUUAUUAUUCAGUUGUGUGGGUGAAUGGAGUUCAGGUUGUGGAGCAUGAAGGCGGCCAUCUUCCCUUUGAGGCUGAUAUUGGGAAUGUAAUCAGAAAGGAUCCAACUGUGACCUGCAGGAUCACCAUCGCUGUGAAUAAUACACUCACACUAACAACUCUUCCUCCAGGAACAAUCACCCACCUGGAUGACCACACUAAAUAUCCUGCCGGCUAUUUUGUUCAAAACAUCUUCUUUGAUUUCUUUAACUAUGCUGGAAUUCAUCGUCCUGUGCUGCUCUACACUACACCGAAGGUUUAUAUUGAUGACAUCACUGUGAUUACAGACUUUGCUGACAGCACCGGUUUAGUUAAAUACGAGGUGUCUGUGAAGGGCGCAUCCUCAGCUAAACUGAAGGUCACUCUGAUGGACAAAGACGGUCACUGCGUCGCCACGUCCAAUGGGCCAUCUGGACUGCUCAAAGUGGCUGAUGUCAAGCUGUGGUGGCCGUACCUGAUGCAUGAUAAUUCAGGAUACCUUUACUCUAUGGAGGUUCAAAUGUCUGCAUCAGAUGGACGGUUUACAUUUGAGGAUGUGUAUGCAUUACCUGUGGGUAUUCGCACUGUGAAUGUCACCACUACACAGUUCCUUAUAAACAACAAGCCUUUUUACUUCCAUGGAGUUAACAAGCACGAGGACUCUGAUAUUAGAGGCAAAGGCUUGGACUGGCCCCUGAUUGUCAAAGACUUUAAUUUAAUAAAGUGGUUAGGAGCCAAUUCAUUCCGCACCAGUCACUACCCGUACGCGGAGGAGAUCAUGCAGAUGUGUGACCGUCAUGGCAUCGUGGUCAUAGACGAGUGUCCAGGAGUUGGCAUUAAAGACAUCCGAAGUUUUGGGAAUGCCUCUCUAGCCCAUCACCUUUCUGUUAUGGAUGAAUUUGUGCGUCGAGACAAAAACCACCCAUCUGUGGUGAUGUGGUCUGUGGCCAAUGAGCCGGCUGCUGAGAUGCCUCCUGCUGACUAUUAUUUUAGCACAUUAAUAAAGCACACCAAAAUGCUGGACCCCACCCGCCCUGUUACUUUCAUCACUGACAGUAACUAUGCCAGAGACAAAGGGGCCCCGUACGUAGACGUCAUCUGUGUAAACAGUUACUUCUCCUGGUACCAUGAUCCAGGCCAUAUGGAGGUGAUCCCCAUCCAACUCAGCACACAGUUUGAAAACUGGUAUGGGAAAUACAAGAAGCCCAUCAUCCAAAGUGAAUAUGGAGCAGACGCAGUCCCAGGAGUUCACAGUGAUCCUCCCAUGAUGUUUACGGAGGAAUACCAGAGGGACGUACUGCAGCGUUACCACAAGGUGUUUGAUGAGAAGAGGAAACAGUAUGUGAUCGGAGAACUCAUCUGGAACUUUGCAGAUUUCAUGACUGCUCAAGGCAUCACUCGAGUGGUGGGGAAUAAAAAGGGGAUCUUCACACGACAGAGACAGCCUAAAUCUGCAGCUUUCCUCCUGAGGGAGAGAUACUGGAGUUUGGCAAAUGGAACAAGAAAGUUGCCUCCAUGGACCAGAUACCCAUGCUCCCUUUGAUCAGAUCAGAUCAAGAUCAGACCUGUGAUGAGAUUUGCAUGUACUGAGCCCAGAGCAAUGCUGCCGGUGUUUUAUGGUUGUGAGAAGUACAAUACUUAAGUACAAGUGUUACAUAUCUGUACUUGUUUACUGUGUUACUUUUAAGAGCAGGUAUCUGUACUUCGUACCCCACUACAUUUUAGGUCUAGACUGAAGUAAAAAGUACUUUUCUUUAGAGUAUGAGACCUGCUGAAAUGGUGGAGACUUUUUUUUUUAGUAGAUUUAAUUUGAAUUUCUGUCCCAAUUAUGAGCAAACCAAAUACACAAAAGCAACUACAAAAAAUAGGAAAUCACUUGAAUCACUUAAAAUCUGCAAAAUUAUUUUUCAAAAUCACUGUAUUUCAUCCUUUAAUUAUUCUAAAAGUCUCUGCGAAACUUACUUUUUUCCUCAAAGUACAUUUUCAAACAGUGACUUUUAAUACUUUUACUUAAAUAGAUUUUUUCCUGUGAUACUUCUACUUGAGUAACUUUUUAUCUUUGUGUCUGUACUUUCACUUAAGUAACAAAACGGAGUACUUCAUCCACCACUGGUUGUGAGGCACUUCUGCAGCAGCACACAAAUGCCUUAUCAAGUGCUCAUUUUCCUACUUCAAAUCUGCAUAGAGAUACUGUGCGUGAGGUAGUUGGCUGUAAUAAAUAUUUUUACUGUAUCAGGUUAUCAGACUAAGAUGUCAUUAUCUCAUGGCUUCCAAAAGAGCAUUCCUGUUUUACAUUACAGUUUAAUUUUAUAAUUUGUGUGGUCUAUGCACUAAAGUUUGUAUUAUUGCGAAUACAAACCUAUUUUUAUAUGCAAGCAAAUGAGAAAUUACUUUUAAGAAUAAAUGGUCAAUAUGUUAUAA